ACAUAAUCGCGUUAGCCGUUAGCGUCGACCAGUAUUCGUUCAUAUCUUCACAAUACAUAACUCAAAAAUGUUGUGUACAAUUUUAUAGUAUUUUCCAAACGGAUUGAUGUUUGUCGCCGUUCGCUUGUCGCGUAAUAUUCUAAUUGGUUGCCGGUUCAUUUCGUUUUCUUUUAUUCUUACAAUCCGUAUCGAUUGCGUUUCUUACGGUCUGGUAAACAAAUGAUUCGGACUUCUAUCACACUACGCAUUUGAACUCACUUGUUUCGCUUCACAUUUACCAAUCAUCGCUCUAAUGAUUUACACUGCCUGUUCAUCAUUCCAACAAAUUUUGUCCUACUAUUUAUCUAGAUAAAUACGUAAAACACUGUUGAUUCAACAGUACCGGACUGUCUAUCUUUCAAUUUUGCUGGAAUAAUUUGAUCAAACAUGACGUUUUCUGACGCAUUCAGAUUUAUUGAAGAAGGUACGAAUAAUUUGUCUAUUAGACAUGCUAAUAGAAUUCAAAACAAAAGAAUGUGGAAAUCAUUACGGAAACAUAUUUUAACCCGUCGAGAAAAGUGUAAACAAGCUGAAGCUAAUGCUGAAGUUUUAAGAAAAGUUAAAUAUUUAGAACAACAAAAAAUUCAGGAAAAUAAACUGUCAUUAGCACAGAUCAAUGGUCGUUUAUCUGAAUUACGAGAUAAGCGUGAUGAACUCGAAGAAGAAAAACAAGCACUUUUGAAUCAAGCCAAUGCUUCUAAUAAUAAUGUAUCAUCAUCACCAGAAGUUGAGGCCAAGUGUGAACAAUUUGAUAGCAAUAUUUUAGCAACUAACAAUAUCAUAAGAUCAACAGUAUCAGAUGCCAUUUCUGUCCGUCAACAGCAAAUCAUAUUGUCUAAUAAUACACAAUCUUAUGUGAUACCACCCACCAUUAAUAAUUUAAGUACAUUGGAAAGAAAUUCAGUUGUAGUACGCAACAUUUUCAAUGGAGGUAGAGAAAAUUAUUGGAUUAAUCACCAUCUACAUUAGUUGAUGUCACUACAAUAUAACUAGGACUUUAUCAAACAAUUUGUUGUAUUGCUGUAAUUCAUGUAUAAAUAACGAAUAAAAAUUUCAGUUCAGUUACAAAAUUGGAAAAUUGCAUAUUCUCAACUCAAGCCUGUUCAACUGUAAAAUUUACUACAUCGGCAAUAAAAAAUAAUUAAACUAUUCAUUACUUACACAUAAGUUGAUAGUUGUGGUUGUAGUCAUUUUAAUUUAAAUAUACAUUUUGUAGUUAACUGCUGAAAUCAUUCAAGGUCUAUUGCAAGCCAUAAUAAUCAUUCUUUAAACUGCCAAUACUAAAAAGCCAUUUAAAGUUAAAAUUCAGUUGGUGGAAAUGCAAAAGAAAAAUCAUAUUAAUUAUUAUGAUAUUAUUUAACA
This is a messenger RNA of Sipha flava (yellow sugarcane aphid), 1401 nucleotides long. RefSeq lists its product as uncharacterized. Bases 427 to 1008 code for a protein of 193 amino acids. The transcript is spliced from 5 exons. The record is from RefSeq and is a predicted model, not a curated record. NCBI's taxonomy places the organism in Eukaryota, Metazoa, Arthropoda, Insecta, Hemiptera, Aphididae.